AUGUCUUCGAAUGUUCUACAGGCAAGUUAUUUGGGAUGGCUGGUAGCAGGACCCGUUGGUUGUGCAACAGCUAUUAAUACGGUGAAAGUGUGUCAAGCUGCUCCAUCGGAGGUAACAGACGAAAGAUUGAGUGAGCUGCUGAAGAAAUUCUGGACGAUUGAUAAUCAACAAGACAGUCUGCCUGAUGAACACAGCGACGAUUGCGACGUUCACUUCACAAGGACGCAUUAUCGAACUCCGGAGGGACGAUAUGUCGUGAUGAUUCCAUUCUCUGACAACUUGUGUGAAUUGGGUGAAUCUCGAAAGCAGGCGCUGAGAAGAUUUCACUCAUUAGAAAUAAGAUUAGUAAGAUUUCCGGAAACGAAGAAAAUGUACGUUGAUUUUAUCAAUGAGUACCUAACAUUAGGUCAUUGCUGUGUUGUGAGUGAUGCAGAACACAAAUCAGAAUCGGCGUACUACCUUCUUCACCAUUGUGUGAUGAAACCAGGAAGCUCGUCUACCAAAUUAAGAGUGGUAUUUGAUGCCUCAGCGAAAAGCACCACCGAGAUAUCGCUGAACGAUGUGAUGAUGGUUGGCCCAACGGUCCAGGAUCCUUUAUUCGAUAUUUUUCUCCGGUUUCGCAUGUAUAGAUUCGCCUUUACGGCUGACAUUUCUAAAAUGUACCGUCAGGUGCCAGUGAACCCGGCUCAGAGACAUUAUCAACGUAUUCUGUGGCGUGAAAAUACCAACGAACCGAUAAAGGAACUUGAAUUGAAUACCGUAACUUACGGAAUGGCGGCUGCACCUUAUUUAGCAACACGAGCAAUUGUACAACUGGCUAAUGACGAACGUGAUAACUACCCAGCAGCUAGUGAUGUUGUUCUAAGGUCAUUCUACAUCGAUGACUUGCUGGCUGGUGCAGAUACAUUAGAGGAAGCGAAACAUUUGCAAGCGGAAUUGACGGAGCUGUUAGCUAAAGGUGGUUUCGAAUUGCUCAAGUGGUGCGCAACCGAUCAGGCACUGCUGGAGAAUAUAAAGGAGCACGCCAUUGAGAAACAAUUGAAAUUCGAAGAUAUUGACGUCGAUGGUGUGAUCAAGACCCUCGGAAUUCUAUGGGAUCCCAUUAAUGAUGUUUUUAUGUUCCGUGUGAAGCCUGUCGAAGAAAAUGCCAUGAAGCCAACGAAGCGUUUGGUUUUAUCAGAGACAGCCAAACUGUUCGAUCUGUUAGGUUUCCUGGCACCUACGGUGGUUAGUGCCAAGAUGUUAAUGCAACGACUAUGGAAGGAGAAGAUGAAUUGGGACGAACCGAUUCCUGAUGAUCAGCUGCGCAUCUGGUCCAGAUUACGAUCGGAGCUUUGCGAAAUAAGUGUUCUUAGAAUCGAGCGAGGACUGAAAAUGGAUGGUGCUACGGUGUUCGAACUGCAUGGCUUUGCCGACGCAUCGACGAUUCAACUUCAAGCAAUGUAA
This is a messenger RNA of Malaya genurostris, 1446 nucleotides long. RefSeq lists its product as uncharacterized. Lineage: Eukaryota; Metazoa; Arthropoda; Insecta; Diptera; Culicidae. The transcript has 2 exons. Bases 1 to 1446 code for a protein of 481 amino acids. The record is from RefSeq and is a predicted model, not a curated record.